CAAUCAGAGAAGCUUCUGUAACUUUAGAGAUCAGUUUCGGACCCGCUCGCUCCCGUCGGUCUGUUUUGAUCCGCUGUCAGUCUGUAGGUGGUGAAGCCUAGAUGGGGACGCUUUUGUUUUUAUGCUAAUAUUUCCUUUACAAACUGCAGCGCUUUUGUCAAAGCCCAGGUUUAUAUAGGGGGAGAAUGGUGACAUUUGUCUGUGGUUGAGUCGUGUUUCUCAAGACCUCUCGAGAUCGUGUAACCCUCUGCCAUGAGUUGUUUGGAGGUUAUGUAUCAGAGUUAUGGAGCUCAUCAUUACUUGCCUGCGACAUCAGCGGCUGCGGCAGCAGCGGCGUACAAAGCGGCAUAUUACCAUCAUCAUCAGCAGCAGCAGCAGAAGAAAGAUCUCUACCUCAGGAUGCAGGAUUCCGAAGAGUUUUCCUCACACUGUGGCCAGAAUAAACAGCAUGCAACGCUGAAGCCCCGCUCUGAGCCUGAGCUUCAGAGAGAAGAGGAGCAGAAUGCUGAAGAAGAGGAGCGGUGUAAGGAAACGCAGCCUGCCGAGACGGAAUACUUGAGCUCUAGGUGUGUGGUGUUCACCUAUUUCCGUGGAGACAUUGGGGAUGUAGUGGAUGAACAUUUCUCCCGAGCUUUGAGCCAGCCAAGCACCUUCACCAAUAAUGCUAAGACCAGUAGGCUUCAUACUGGAGGACCAUGGAAAGAUGGAGGCUCUCACUCUGAGAGUCAAUGUGGCUCUAUAUCAUCGUCCCUGUGGGGUAGCAGCUACCCAUCUCACACAAGCCCGUGCGUCCCCUCCACUCACCCCGAGUUCCCCCACACAGCACCCUUCCACCCUGUAGACACUGGCAUCUGGAGCAGCCACAACCUCACGCAGACUGGCCUGCCCCCUCAUUCUGCUCUCACUGACUCUUGGCACUACGGCCUGGGCGGCCAAAGCGGAGCAGGAUACGCCCAUGUACAUGAAAUGUACCCGCACAUGCAUCCACGCCACCCGCAUCCACAUUCCCACGCCCACCACAUGCUCCAUCACACUCACAGCCCUGCUUUGGACCCUCGUUUCAGCCCCCUUCUGCUACCUGGUGUCAGAGCAUCUUGUAGCCCUACUUCCUGCACAGAUGGAAUCAAGACAGAGUUGGAACCGAGCAGCAUUACAACACCUACCUGGCCUGCUUCUUUCCAUGGGUCAGUGGAUAUCUAUGAUACAGCACUUGAGCAGGAUAAAGCAAAGGCCAGUGUUUGGUUCUAAGAAGGAGAAGAUUCACUGGGACUUUAUGCCGUGGACUGGACCGUUUCUGUUGGGGCCCACAGUACUGCAUGUGGAGUCUUUCCCAACAAGAUUUUCUCGGGAACUAUUCAGGGAGACAUUAGUCUUUAUCAGUGAGACAAGCACAAAAACAGCUUUGGGGAAAACAAGUGUUUUUCUAAAGCAUACCAUCUUGUCUAAGUUUGUGCCUGUAAUGCGUGCUCAUGGAUACAGAUCAGAUUCAGGAGGACUCUUCUGGCAUCUGGGCUUUUAAAGAACUCUACAGUCUACAAAGUUGUAUCUACUGUACAAUGCCACAUACCCGAAUUAUGUUUAAGAGGUAUAUCUCCUACUUUCUUUAAACAAGAGAGGUUUCUCAUUGAUUGUUGCUUUAUAUGUACUUACCACAGGUUCUGUUGAAAGAACUGGAUGUCUUAGUACAGUAAAAAGUGUGAAUGUUGGCAAAACGGUGGACUUUCAAAUAAAGGUUUAUUUACUUUAAUAUAUUUGUCUGAAGUAGUCUUGUUAUGUUACUGAGUUUUAUUUUUAUCUUGUAAUAUGUGUUUAGCAAUUUUUUUUGUUGA
Molecule: messenger RNA, 1829 nt
Organism: Triplophysa dalaica
Lineage: Eukaryota; Metazoa; Chordata; Actinopteri; Cypriniformes; Nemacheilidae
Gene: vgll3
Product: vestigial-like family member 3
Exons: 4
Coding region: 253-1248 (331 amino acids)
Biological process (GO): regulation of transcription by RNA polymerase II
Cellular component (GO): nucleus
Source: RefSeq, a predicted model, not a curated record